AUGGUUGUAACUUCAACAAAUGCCAAUGAGAUGCUGAGCCUUAGCCGCUGGAGUUUGUGCGUUGUCGGUGUUUGGCCAGAUUUAAAAUCCUCCAGACAGUUCGCAACAAUAUCAUACAUUAUAUUUAUGACUUCGAUAGUCUCUAUUUGUAACUUUCUUAUUAUACCACAGACAAUGAAGCUUUUUCUAAUUGGCAAUGAUUUAGACAUGAUUGUUAAUAUUCUUUGUACCGCAAAUAUCCCUCAGAUCGUCACUCUUAUUAAAAUGAGUAUUUUUCGUUACGAUUCUACAGAAGUAAAAUCUUUAUUGCACACUAUGUACAAAGAUUGGAAUUCAGAAUACACGUCUGAGCAGGUCAAGAUGAUACGUUACAGUGCAAAAGUUGGGAAAAGGAUUGCAGCUGCUUGUAUUGGCAUCGGUUACAUCACGUCGAAUAUUUUUUUUAUUUUGAGACUUAUACUACUUCAAGAAGAGAAAUCAUAUUCCAGUGGACAUGUGUUUCUCUUUGAAUCCCACUUUCUUAUCGAUGUCUCUAAUUCGCCUUGGUUCGAGGUCAUCUGGCUGCUUCAAGGCUUUUGUACCUUUUCCAUGACUAAUGCUUAUUCCGGCAUUGACGGCUUUUUUGCAAUUUUGGUCCUACACCUUUGUGGACAACUUGAUGUUUUGUUGGACGAAAUAAAUAUGUUAUCCAUUGACAAUGCAAAAAUGGAUGUCAAAGAAAACAUUCGGAGUAUAAUAAAGCGACAGAACGAAAUUAAUGCGUUUGUUAAGAUGAUACAAGGAAUAUUUGGUCAAAUAUUUCUUAUCCAAGUGUCGGCAUGUGUUGUGCAAUUUUGUUUGCAGGGAUAUCAGAUGAUACAUAUUGUUACAAAUGCAAAGGUAGAAAAACCUAUACUUCAACUGAUGUUUAUGACAAUGUAUUUACUUUAUUUGUCAUUGGACUUUUAUAUAUAUUGUCAUGUUGCAGAAAAGUUGAGAACGAAGAGCUUAGAAGUAUCACAGGCAGUUUAUAAUUGUAAAUGGUAUGAUUUCAAGACAAAGGAAGCAUAUGAUAUUAUUUUUAUUAUGAGCCGAGCUCAGCACCCACUCGAAAUCACUGUUGGAAAGUUUUGUUCCUUAUCAUUAAAUUUAUUUGCCAUAGUGCAACAGCAACAGCAGCAGCAGCAGAAACGAGUAGCUCAAUGUAGGGUUAACUGUACUUCGUACCUUUAA
This is a messenger RNA of Copidosoma floridanum, 1212 nucleotides long. RefSeq lists its product as uncharacterized. The record is from RefSeq and is a predicted model, not a curated record. NCBI's taxonomy places the organism in Eukaryota, Metazoa, Arthropoda, Insecta, Hymenoptera, Encyrtidae.